Molecule: messenger RNA, 1722 nt
Organism: Caenorhabditis remanei
Lineage: Eukaryota; Metazoa; Nematoda; Chromadorea; Rhabditida; Rhabditidae
Exons: 6
Coding region: 1-1722 (573 amino acids)
Biological process (GO): canonical Wnt signaling pathway; non-canonical Wnt signaling pathway
Cellular component (GO): plasma membrane
Molecular function (GO): Wnt-protein binding; Wnt receptor activity
Source: RefSeq, a predicted model, not a curated record
AUGUAUCACCGACUACUCAUCUUCUCUUUCCUUCUCGGAUGGCUGUCAGCAGAUCAACGUCUUUCCUCAACAUCAAUUUCGUCGAUGAACGGAUUUUCGGCACAACGGAAAUGUGAACUCAUCACAAUUCCAAUGUGCAAGAAUCUCGACUACAAUCAAACUGUCUUCCCCAACCUUCUCGGGCACACAACACAAUCCGAAGCGAAUCCGGCGAUUUCUCAGUUCAAUCCGCUGAUCAAAGUGAAAUGCUCUGAAGACAUUCGACUCUUCCUGUGCACCGUCUACGCUCCCGUCUGCACGGUUCUCGAAAAACCAAUUCAACCAUGUCGGGAGUUGUGUCUAUCGGCGAAGAAUGGAUGCGAGUCUCUGAUGAAAAAGUUUGGAUUCCAGUGGCCAGAUCAAUUGGAUUGCAAUAAAUUUCCGGUGACAGAUUUGUGUGUUGGCAAGAAUUCAAGCGAAUCGAGCAGCUCCAAGAAUCCAAGUUACAGAAGCAGCAGUGACGUCACGUUCGGAGUCUCCACAAUCGCCAAUGAAGUCGUUCUGUCACCGAAGAAAUGCCCUCAUGUGAUGCAUACAACGAGCGGAUCGCACUUUUCACUUCCCCUUCUUAGUGGACGUCUUCCGGAAUGCUCGUUGACAUGUGAAGCCGACAAUCAAGUACCAAUGAUGUUCGAUGGACGUGUGAGACGAAUUCUUCGAAUCUGGACCGCCGCUUGGUCGGUCGCCUGUUUCGUAUGCUCCUUGUUCACACUAGUCACAUUCCUCGUUGAUUUGUCUCGAUUCGCAUAUCCUGUCCGACCGAUUUUAUAUCUGGCAUUCUGUUACCUCGCGAUUUCGUUAGUUUAUAUGAUUGGCGUGGUUGGUGAAGACGGAUUCGCUUGCGGAACUUAUGGAUCGACUCCGACAAUCCUCGUUACGCAAGGAGGAGAAAACGUUGGUUGCAGUGCUCUCGCCGUGGUACACUACUUCUUCUUUAUGUCUAGCUGUGCAUGGUGGCUCGUACUCUGUCUCGCCUGGUUCCUAGCCGCUAAUUUGAAGUGGGGAGCCGAAUCGAUCGCCGCAUUGUCGCCAUAUUUUCAUGCAAUGUGUUGGGGAGUUCCCGCCGUCUUAUCAGUCUCAGUUCUCGUCACAAACUCUGUCGAUGGAGACGUUUUCACUGGAAUUUGUUCAGUUGGAAAUCUCAAUCCCUCCGCUCUUGUCUAUUUCUUCUUUACGCCAAUCGUUGUCUCGUUGGCACUCGGAGCAGUUCUUCUCAUCUGUGGCAUUUGGUCGAUGAUCCGAAUUCGAAGUUAUAUCAAGUUACAGCAUGCAGACGUUGAGAGGAAUAUUAGCAAGUUGGAAAAGUUGAUGUUAAGAAUCGGAGCAUUCGCCAUCAUGUACUCCCUUCCAACAGCCAUGAACGCCGCGAUCAUGUGGUAUCAGGCAGUGAAUAUGCCAGCGUGGUUAGAAGGAUGGCUCCACCAUCGAUGCAUUCGACUGCAAGAUCGAGAGCUCUUCGGCUUCACAUAUCCCAUCGACGAGUGUCCGAUGGAUCCGAAAGUGGCGGCGCCAGAGAUAAUUGUAUUUCUUUUAAAAUAUGUAUCACAACUGGUUGUUGGUAUAACCUGUGCAAUCUGGGUAGUCUCGUCGAAAACGUUAUCGAGUUAUCAUAAAGCGUACCUGGCGCUUUCUUCCAGGUCACCUCCUGUUCCUAAUCAUGUUGAUCAGGUGAAUAUGAGGUGA